AUGUCUAGACGACCCUCCCUUCAAGCUCCGCAACGGCGUAGAAGCUCCACUGGCAAUCAUGCCGAGAGUGAUGCUGCUUUGGCAAAGCUUGGUUACCAGAGCGAGCUUCCCCGGAAUCUGAGCAUGCUGAGUGUUCUUGGACUUAGCUUUGCUAUCAUGGCUGUGCCAUUUGAUGGACAGGCUGUUACUGUGCUUUACGGUUGGAUUUUUGUGUCAAUCAUCUCGCUGAGCAUCGCGGCAUCUUUGGCGGAAAUAUGUGCGGUAUAUCCGACUGCUGGUGGCGUUUACUACUGGUCAGCCAUGCUGGCGACCAAAGAAUGGGCUCCAAUGAUUUCGUAUGUUGAUGGAUGGUUGACUUUAAUUGGAAACUGGACGGUGACACUGAGCAUCAACUUCUCUGGAGGGCAAUUAAUUUUAUCAGCCAUCUCGCUAUGGAAUGAAGACUUCGUACCCAACGCCUGGCAGACAGUACUCAUGUUUUGGGCUGUCAUGCUGAUCUGCGCCAGUGUCAACGCUUUUGGUUCGAGAUACUUGAACAUCAUCAACACCAUAUGCAUUUAUUGGACUGGAGCCAGCGUCAUCAUCAUUCUAAUCACGUUACUAGUCAUGGCUGACGACAAAAGGAACGCCAAGUUCGUCUUUUCGCACUUUGACGCUUCUGCUUCGGGAUGGCCAAGUGGAUGGGCAUUUUUCGUGGGACUUCUCCAGGCUGCUUAUACACUAACUGGAUAUGGAAUGGUAGCCAGCAUGUGUGAAGAAGUCCAGAAUCCUCACAGAGAGGUCCCAAAGGCGAUCGUUCUAUCGGUGGCGGCCGCUGGACUCACCGGAAUUGUCUAUAUUAUCCCGAUUCUGUUCGUUCUCCCAGACGUGGCCACUUUAUUAGCAGUAGCCAAUGGCCAACCCAUCGGACUAUUAUUCAAAACUGUCACUGGCUCUGCAGCCGGAGGCUUUGGCCUCUUAUUCCUGAUCCUAGGAAUCCUCUUCUUCGCCGGCAUUGGCGCUCUGACGGCCGCAUCACGAUGCACAUACGCGUUUGCACGCGACGGCGCCAUCCCCGGCUCCAAACUCUGGUCACGCAUUGACAAACGUCUUGACGUGCCCCUGUGGGGCCUAAUACUCUCCACAACAGUCGACUGCCUCCUCGGCCUAAUUUACUUCGGCUCGACCGCAGCAUUCAACGCCUUCACCGGCGUUGCGACCAUCUGCCUGAGCACAAGCUACGGCAUCCCAAUCCUCGUCAAUGUGGUCCGUGGCCGCAAAGCGGUCAAGCACUCAACGUUCAGCCUUGGCAAAUUCGGCUUCUUCAUCAACAUCGCCACGCUAUGCUGGAUCUGCCUUGCCGUCGUACUAUUCUGCAUGCCCGUCGCGAUACCCGUGACUCCAACCAGCAUGAAUUACGCAAGCGUGGUGUUCGCCGCGUUCUCGUCAGUCGCCAUCACGUGGUAUUUUGUCAGCGCUAGGAAGAGCUUCAAGGGCCCACCGGUGCUGAGCGAUCUGCAGCCGGAAGAGGGCGUUGCGGUUGCGAGCCAUAGUCCGCGUCGUGAUGAGGCAGAGAACGGUUUGAAGGAAGGUAUGGUGGACGAGCCUAAGAAGCUUUAG
Exophiala bonariae is the source of this 1599-nucleotide messenger RNA. RefSeq lists its product as uncharacterized. The coding region runs from base 1 to 1599 and encodes 532 amino acids. Gene Ontology annotation, cellular component: membrane. Lineage: Eukaryota; Fungi; Ascomycota; Eurotiomycetes; Chaetothyriales; Herpotrichiellaceae. Gene Ontology annotation, molecular function: transmembrane transporter activity. The record is from RefSeq and is a predicted model, not a curated record. Gene Ontology annotation, biological process: transmembrane transport. The transcript has 6 exons.